Messenger RNA from Colossoma macropomum (tambaqui), 1823 nucleotides. It is a transcript of the gene acd, whose product is annotated as ACD shelterin complex subunit and telomerase recruitment factor. The transcript is spliced from 14 exons. Gene Ontology annotation, molecular function: telomeric repeat DNA binding. Bases 121 to 1668 code for a protein of 515 amino acids. Gene Ontology annotation, biological process: telomere capping; telomere maintenance via telomerase. The record is from RefSeq and is a predicted model, not a curated record. Lineage: Eukaryota; Metazoa; Chordata; Actinopteri; Characiformes; Serrasalmidae. Gene Ontology annotation, cellular component: chromosome, telomeric region; telomerase holoenzyme complex; shelterin complex.
UUGCUGAACGGAGUGAAAACAUGGGUGUACUGCUCGAGUGAGUGAUCCAUAAGACUAACUGACCCUUGCGGAUGAAACUUCAGGACGGGGUUUCUUCGUGUCUCCGCUCUCUGCCCCGUCAUGCGCCGCUACCGGAGGGCUGAGGUCGAACCGGAGCCGUGGAUCGAGCGGCUAAUACAAAACUACGGCCGAAGCCAGAGGGAAAUCAGCGUGAGAGCACACGUGGUGGGGGUCAGCGACUUGAGUGACUCUGUGCGGACGGAUGAGAGCGAUGCCUGCAUGCUGUUUCUGUCCGACGGAACUGUGUUUAUUCCUGCGGUGCUCAGCGCAGCCGCCUGGGAACGUUUACAGGAAUUGGAAGAGAGGGAGACCUUUUCAGGUCUGGACAACACAACAGUGUCUGUGCGAGAAUUCCAGCUGAACUUCCACAUGGACCCUGAACUGACAUCUUGUCAGUUUUAUCUGACUAUCAAUCAGAUCAUCACCGUGGGCAGAGUCACCAAGCAUUAUCACCCCCCUAGCUGCACAACGCUUCAAUCAGUCAAGCAACAAAUUCUAAAAACAUGGAGAUCGCUAAUGAAGGAGUGUUCAGUCAACUCUCUGAACUCACAGUCAGGAUUUCCUCUUUCUUGCCUAAUGGGGGCAUGGCACAAUGACAUCAUUAUGGAUAUGUUGAAUGAUGCAAUAGAGAAAAUAACCACACCCACUGGGUGUCACCCAUGUGUGGCCACACCUACUCACUGGCACAGAGAAAGACUUCGUUGCAGGGGUGAGGAGUGUUUCAACGCUCCUGUGUCUCAUCUCCUCAUCCCAGAGGAGCAGAGGGAGCUGUUGACAGCUGAUCCCGGUGCAACUAGUGGGAGUGAAACUCCAAGUGGCUUGGCGCCUCCUCAUGUAGAUGUAAUGAUGAACCAGCAAGUCACUGCACAAUACCAUGAAAGAGACUCACCCACAACAGCUAUUGAUAGGCCAUCUGAUUUGGAACAGCCCACUCUGGACCACACGAGACCAGAGGUCUGGUGUGGCAGAGGAGAAGAGUGUGGGGAGGGAGUGAGCCCGUGGGAUAUGUUCUGUCCUGCCCCUGACCUGCUAGGAACCCCAUCCUCCUCCUCAGAGAUCAGUAUAGAGCCUCUCUCACAGAAGGACAGUGAAUCACUGCUAACUAUAGCCCCUCUGUCCAUGGCAACAAGCAGCCAGGUCCAGUCCUCCAAUCCUAGCAUAGAAGAGAAGUCAGGGAGUAGCAUAACGCCUUGUCAGAGACCACGCCAAUCUCUGCACAGCUCCUCCCACUUGAGUGAAAAGACCACCUCAGACCAACCUCACGAGGAGCAACAAGAGCAGCAAGUGAGUCCACCAACAUGGGUAAUAAAGAAUACAGCCCUGUCCACCGAAGACAUGUCCCCAAUGGACCCACCUGCCAAAAGAAGCCCCACUGUGUCCCCACCUGCCAAAAAGGGCUGGGUUCAUUCAGAUGGCAGUGGUUUCUCCUACACAUAUGAACCUUGCCCACAAGUUGUCAGAUCUCUCAGCCAGUUCAAGGUCCCAGAGCAGCUGGUGCAGUGGGCGGUGACUUACCUGGGGACCCCUCAGCAUAUGCUUGUUGCCAAUGGUAGAACUGAGCUGAGAGAAGUGGCAAUGGUGCCACAAAGACAGAGAAUUCCAAAUUGAAAACUGUAAUAACCAGAAAUUGUCUUUUCAUGUCGAAACUAUGUAUUAUCUACAGAAUAUAAAUCUGUUAUUCUGAAAUAUUUUUUUAGCAUGUAUGGUCAGUUUAAAAUAAUUUUACUGUAUUGUUGUUUGUAAUAAAAUUUGCUUUAUUCUGA